This is a messenger RNA of Arabis nemorensis, 180 nucleotides long. Lineage: Eukaryota; Viridiplantae; Streptophyta; Magnoliopsida; Brassicales; Brassicaceae. The record is from the annotation of a GenBank genome assembly.
AUGGAUUGUGAGAUUGGAGACGAUUUUGACCAGAACAGAGAUCCGCGCGCGGAAAUGGUUUACGACGAUGGUGGAGGUCGACAAGACGGACGAGACCGGGAACAAGAUCACGCGGAAGUUGGAUCACGUGAUCCUGACCUCCAUCUGCUCGAAGAAGUGUUUCUUAAUGGUGUUCAUUGA